CAGAUCCUCACAGUGAGACACACGCGACACCGCUUGCCGUAUGUAGCUUACAAAAACACCGGCAUCUUUUUUAAAAAAUCACCAAAACACAGUUACGUUUGAAUCAUGCGCCAUAGUGUUCGGUAUGUCUCGGUACUGACUGUUGUGUUGUUGCUGAAGUCAGCUAACAACUCACCGAUUCCCGCCUUCAACGCGUCUGAAGUUGACGCAGCGGAAAACGAGGUCGUGGAUGUGCCGUGUCUCUUUGGUAGACUGAACAGUGACGAAAGCUUCGGGAGCAGCGAUGGACUGAUGGGCCGCAGUCUUGAGGAAAACAGUUCGCCAGUGUUUAGAGACAGAACAACAGUAUCGACGACCGAGAGAGGUGCCAGCAACGACGAUGCCGAAGAAACAUCCGUAGCUCGUGAAACAAGAGGAUACAUGCGGCGCGCAAGUAAGGUGAUCGCGCCACUGGUGCUGGGCUUCGUGCUCGCCAGUGUGGUGAUGGGCGGCGUGACGGCGGUGAAGCUGUUCCUGGUGAAGGCGCUGCUGCUGAGCCAGCUGGCGCUGGGCGCGGCGCUGCUGCUGGCCGCCAAGUCGCUGCUGUCCGCCGUGGGCGGGGGUGGCUACCCCUCCCACCAGCCCUACCUGCAGCACCUGCAGCACCUGCAGCCGAUACACCCGCCGCUGGUGGAGCCCUCGCCCUACCACCACAACCCCUACGCAGCUGAACACCACUUCGCUCCCUCUAUGGAGGGCUAUCCCGACUAUGGCUACCACGCAGUUGGAAGAUCACCAGAGGCAGUUCCAGUGGAGCAAGAAGACCUUCAAGCGCACUAUUCCAAUCAAGUGGCGGCAACGGCGCCAGCUGCCGCUGGAGCGCGGAAUGCAACCUCCAGGAUGGACGUGCGGCCGGUACCUACAGGUGGCAUCACCCUGGUCAAGAGCCAGUCACACCACGCGCCUGUGGUCGUCUACCGCAAGGUGGUGUCCACGGGACGAGCUGCCGCCAGUUGAGAACACGUCUGCGUGAUGCGACCCAUCAGCGCUCUGAGUCCUUCGUUUACACACUUAUUUAUUAAUUAAUUUAUUUAUUUAUUUAAUCAUCGAGUAAACUUUUUCUUACCUCACAUUUCAGCAAGUUUCCCUGAGAUAAUAUUUAAUUCCAGGGAAUUAAAGCAACGAAACAUCUGCUUCAAAGAGUCGUUAUGUUGUUUGGGCGGGCUGCCAUCAGUUAAGAGCAGCACUCUAGUGUCUUUAGAUUAAACAUUUAUUUAUUUAUUUAAUCAUCGAGUAAUUUUUUCUCAUCUCACAGUUCAGAAGCUGGCCUGAGAUAACAUUUAAUUCCAGUAAACAGAAGCAACGAAACAGCUACUUCGAAGAGUCAUUACGUAGUAUGGGCCUUCGUUAGUACAGUACUACAUACUUCGUCUGGAUACAGCAUGUAUUGUCUUUGUCUGAUACUGAACUUUGUUCACUACUUGUAAUAUGUUUGAAAGAAUCAAAACCAGUGCCGUUGACUAAUUACUGUAACAUAAUUUUCAAUAAACAAGCAAUUUUCUUAGUGCGUGUUUGAGGGAAAUAAUGUUCAAUAAUUAUCUAAUUCCAUCGCUAAAUACUAAUAAUAUCCGUGUUUCUUUAAUUAGUGCUCGUUGAGAAUACAGAAAAAGAAUUAUGGCUUUUUUUACUUAGUACACACAACUACAAUUUUGUUUUACUUUUAGUGCUGUAACUAUGAAAGUGAGCUUAUGCAGUGUCUCAGAAGGUAGUAAUAGAUACAGUGAUGAUCAUUACUGUAUUCAGUAAAGAAUCUAUUUUAAAUCUGACGCCUGCAUGUAUUAUGCGUCGAUUUCGGAACUUCAAUGCACGCCGCUAAACAGUUUGAUAUAAGACAUGUUGGCACCUAUAACCCUUUUUAUGGCUUGUAUGGUCCAAACUGGUCAUUCAUGUGAAACUAAACCAAGUGAAUACAUGUAAACAACAGUUGAGGCGGGGCCAUUACAAUGUCCUUCAACAAAUAGUGACGCAUUUCACAAAAGCAGACAAAGUUAUCAUUUCCACAAGACUGUUUCGUUAAAAUAGGUAUUUUAUUAAGCACUACUAGCUACAGACGAGAUUUAACUCGUUUUCAAUUGCAGGAGGUUCAGGAUUUACUUUCGAUUUCUUCUGUGGUAGUAAUUUUCGUAGGCAACACCGCUACCUUUAAAAAGUAACUUUAUGUUAUGAUUCCUUGUGGUUUCUAACAAUUGCAACUUACAGACUGUUCUUAUAGCUUUUCAUGUCAUAUGCUUUCCGUUGCGCUAAUAAUAGUCAUUCUUGUUUCUCUAAAAACGUGUCAGCUAAUAUAUUUUGUAGCUGCAAAUAUGGUGCAGUGUUCUCUGUUAAAAAUAUACCAGGUACGUAAAUGUUUACGGUAUGAUUAGCCAUUUUAUGCUUACAUUCCAACAUUCUCCAGUGGUAUUCUUCCUUAGAUGUUACAAAUUUCAAGAGUACAUAAUUGUAGCUAUCAAAAUGCGGCGU
Schistocerca cancellata (South American locust) is the source of this 2499-nucleotide messenger RNA. RefSeq lists its product as uncharacterized. The transcript has 3 exons. The record is from RefSeq and is a predicted model, not a curated record. NCBI's taxonomy places the organism in Eukaryota, Metazoa, Arthropoda, Insecta, Orthoptera, Acrididae. Bases 106 to 996 code for a protein of 296 amino acids.